Hymenoscyphus albidus is the source of this 1061-nucleotide messenger RNA. Lineage: Eukaryota; Fungi; Ascomycota; Leotiomycetes; Helotiales; Helotiaceae. The record is from the annotation of a GenBank genome assembly.
AUGAGUGUAAGUUAUUCGAUCUCACAAGCUCUUUACCACAAUCCCCACGAAGUUGCGCACUGCUUUGGACAUUGACGUUCGAAUCUUCUUGUUGUUUUCCCGAGACUCGGGGAAGGAAGUUCAGCCAACGUAUGGCAUCAUCGAUAUUCACUCUUUGAUUCUUGCAAAACGUUCAAGAAGACUCGUGGGACAAGGAACUUGGACUUUGCUUACAACUCCAUUCACCCUUAAAGAUCGACUCUUUUACCGAGCAAACUAAUUAACAAAUCGCAGUACUUGACCCUCAAAUCCCACAUCCCACCGACCCAACAAGAACACCAAUCCUCUCUCUCCCCCCCGAACUCCUCCACAUGAUACUCUGGUACCUAGUCCACUCCGAACGCUGGAUCGCAACCUUCAGCCUCUACCGCUGCCGUUCCAAAAUCAACCAAGAAGACCAACCCCCCCUUCUUCAACUAACCCAAACCCUCAUCGCCAUCCGUCUAACCAACAAACUCUUCUACGAGACAGCAAGUUACAUCUACUACACCACGAACCACUUCGUCAUCGGCAACGGCCCCUGGGGCAGCACCACAAACCCCAAUCUCCACGGGCUUCGACAAUUCAUACGAACAAUCCCCUCCUCACACCGCGCGCUGAUCCGAACAAUCCGUCUAGGUCUGUACAUGCACCGCGAUCCCAACUCUCUCCACGGCUACAACGACACAAGCAACCCCUUCAACCCGGCCUUCUCCUUCGACACCUCCGGCACCAUUUCGCUCGCCGGCCUGAUCCUCACGCACUUAACUGGUGUCCAAAACAUUCGGUUGUACAUAGCGGAGCCGUUCCGAAAUGUUACGAGGGAUGAGCGGUGGAAGUGGUUUGUUAAGCAGGAUGGGUGGUUCAACUUUGUUCUUUUGUUGAUUCGGUGUCCCUCGGUUAGGAAGUUCAUUGUGCUGGAGAAGAAUUUGCACUUGCAGAGGAGUUUGUGGGGAGCUAUUGGGGUUGCGCUGCAUAGUUUUUCGUGGACGGGUGUUAAGGCGCCGAUUGAGAGGGUUUAUCUUGAGGUUGUUGGGUACUAG